AUGUCGUCCAACUCCUCCUCGGCCGCCCCACCGCCGCCCUCCAAGAGCAGCCCUCCUCCAUCGGCAGCCCCGCCGCCGUCACCGUCCAUCUCCAAUUCGUCCUCGCCAGCGCCGUCCAGCUCCAACGACCCCUCGCCUCCGCCUGCGCCGCCCAAGUCCAAUGGCGCCCCGGCGUCGCCAGCAAGGGUUCCGUCUCCACCAGCCCAAUCAUUCAGAGGCUCCGGUGACUCGAGCAGGUCGUCACAGACUUCUGCGCACCAUGUCAGCCCCAACACCACGGCCGAGAUCAUUUUCGCCGCCGCCGGGGCGGCGAUGCUCCUCGCGCUCCUCAUCGCGGCCUGCGUCUGCUGCUCGAGGAGGACGGCGCCGAGGCGGAGGCGGAAGCCUCACAAUCCCAUGCAUUUCUACGCCGAUACCUCCGGCAACAAAGCCGGCAGCACGUACUACACCGGCGGGCCGCAGCCGCAGUGCCAGAGCGGCAUCGGCGCGGGGCCGUCGACGAGCACGUCCCGCCCACCCGGGGCAGCCUGGCCGUUGCCGCCCGGCAUGAACUCGGGCGUCUACUCCAGCCCGCGCGACCAGCCGACGUCACCGCCCGCACCGCAGGAGACGCUGGGGCUCGGCAGGGGCACGUUCACCUACGAGGAGCUCGCGGCGGCGACGGGCGGCUUCUCGCAGUCGAACCUGCUCGGGCAGGGCGGGUUCGGGUACGUGCACAAGGGGGUGCUCCCCAGCGGCAGGGCGGUGGCCGUGAAGCAGCUCAAGUCCGGGAGCGGGCAGGGGGAGCGCGAGUUCCAGGCCGAGGUGGACAUCAUCGGCCGGGUGCACCACCGCCACCUCGUGUCCCUCGUCGGCCACUGCAUCGCCGGCGCCAGCCGCAUGCUCGUCUACGAGUUCGUCCCCAACAAGACGCUCGAGUUCCACCUCCAUGGGGAAGGGUUGCCGCCGAUGGCAUGGCCGACGAGGCUGCGCAUCGCGCUCGGGGCGGCGAAGGGGCUCGCCUACCUGCACGAAGACUGCCAUCCACGGAUCAUCCACCGCGACAUCAAGUCGGCCAACAUCCUCCUGGACAACAACUUCGAGGCCAUGGUGGCGGACUUCGGGCUGGCCAAGCUGACGUACGACGGCAUCACGCACGUCUCGACGCGGGUCAUGGGGACGUUCGGGUACCUGGCGCCGGAGUACGCGUCGAGCGGGAAGCUGACGGAGAAGUCGGACGUCUACUCCUACGGCGUGAUGCUGGUCGAGCUCAUCACGGGGCGGCGGCCCAUCGACGCCACCGCGCACUUGGUCCUGGAGGACGGCCUGGUCGAAUGGGCGAGGCCGGCCCUGUCGCGCGCGCUCGCCGACGGCGACUACGACGCCGUCGCCGACCCGAGGCUGCAGGGCAGCUACGAGCCGGUGGAGAUGGCGCGCGUGGUGGCCAGCGCCGCCGCCUGCGUCCGGCACUCGGCCAAGAAGCGCCCGAAGAUGAGCCAGAUCGUGAGGGCGCUGGAGGGCGACAUGUCGCUGGAGGACCUGAACGACGGGGUGCGGCCGGGGCAGAGCAGGCUGUUCGGGGAGGGGGCGGGGUCGUGCAGUUCCGACAUGAACCGGACCAAAGUGGUGGUCGUGGCGAGCCCCGAGUACAGCGGCAGGUUCGGACGGCCCUCGCCGGUCAGCAGCGACAGGCCAAUCUCCGACGAGAUGAGUCCGGCGGAGAGACAGCAGCCGCACCUCUGA
Messenger RNA from Triticum turgidum subsp. durum (durum wheat), 1722 nucleotides. NCBI's taxonomy places the organism in Eukaryota, Viridiplantae, Streptophyta, Magnoliopsida, Poales, Poaceae. The record is from the annotation of a GenBank genome assembly.